Thalassophryne amazonica is the source of this 1551-nucleotide messenger RNA. RefSeq names its product carboxypeptidase A1-like. Gene Ontology annotation, biological process: proteolysis. Gene Ontology annotation, molecular function: zinc ion binding; metallocarboxypeptidase activity. Bases 57 to 1355 code for a protein of 432 amino acids. The record is from RefSeq and is a predicted model, not a curated record. NCBI's taxonomy places the organism in Eukaryota, Metazoa, Chordata, Actinopteri, Batrachoidiformes, Batrachoididae. The transcript has 11 exons.
ACCUUAAGCAAGGUCGUGGUUUGGACACGUGGCCCAGCACGCCUGGAUAUAAACACAUGGCCCUUGCUUGUUUCCCACCGUUGGUCAGGAUGAGGGGGCUGCUUGUGUUCACCGCGCUGGUUGUGGCCAUUGUGGCCAAAGAGACGUUUGAGGGGCAUCAGGUGUUUCGUAUCAUUCCCAAGGAUGAAAUUGAGCUCAUGCACCUCAAAAACAUGGAGCUGAUGGAGGAGUUGGAGUUGGACUUCUGGAGAGGUAUCACGGGUGUUUCCAAUCCUGUGGAUAUCAGAAUUCCCGACUACUGCCUGCAAGCUGUCAUUGCCUACUUGGAGACUCAGAAGAUCGCGUACUCCAUCAUGAUCCACGACCUGCAGGUUAUGCUGGAUGAGGAACAGGAGGAGAUGGAUGCAGCUUCUCGUGGUACCGAGCCCAGAAACACGGACAGUUUCAUCUAUUCCAAGUAUCACGUCCUCAAUGAUAUUUACAGAUUUCAGGACAUGCUGGUGGCUGAGAAUCCAAACCUUGUCAGUAAACUUGUGAUUGGUCGAAGCUACGAGGGUCGUCCUCUUAACGUGCUCAAGUUCAGCACCGGUGGAACAAACCGCCCCGCCAUCUGGAUCGACACUGGGAUCCACUCCAGAGAAUGGGUCACUCAGGCCAGCGGCAUCUGGUUUGCCAAGCAGAUUGUGACAGAUUAUAAACAAGGCAAGCCUCUCGCCGCUAUCCUCAACAAGAUGGACAUAUUCCUGGAGAUUGUGACCAACCCCGAUGGCUACGCCUACACCCACACUGGUAACCGUAUGUGGCGUAAGACCAGAAAGCCCAACCCCGGCUACAACUGCGUUGGUGUCGACCCAAACAGGAACUGGGAUGCUGGAUUUGGAGGUCCCGGUGCCAGUAGUAACCCCUGCUCUGAGACCUACCGUGGACCCAGUCCUCACUCUGAGUCUGAAGUAAAGUCUAUUGUAGACUUUGUGAAAUCCCAUCGCAACAUCAAGGCCUUUAUCUCUAUUCAUUCGUACUCCCAGAUGCUCUUGUACCCCUAUGGUUACACUACAACUCCAGCCAAAGACCAAGCUGAGCUGCACAGUCUGGCUGCGAAGGCCAUUAAGGAGCUCACUUCUCUCUAUGGUACUAGGUACAAAUAUGGCAGCAUCAUCAACGUCAUCUACCAAGCCAGCGGCGGCACCAUCGACUGGACCUACAACCAGGGUAUCAAGUACUCAUACACCUUUGAGCUGAGGGACACUGGUCGCUAUGGUUUCAUGCUGCCAGCCAGUCAGAUUGUGCCCACUGCCAAAGAGACCUGGCUGGCUUUGAUGGCCAUCAUGGAUCACACCAACAGGAACCCUUACUAAUAAGUGUAAAGGAAGAAAUCCAUAAUGGAGAGAACAGAUUUGGCAAAUGUUAAGUUUUCUUUUGACAAUUAGCCUGAAUAUCAGCCCCGAGACCCUUAACUGGAGUAAUAAGUUGAAGAUGACUGAGUGUGAGCCUGAAUAUCAGUGAUGAUGGUGUGAACACUGAGCAAACAAAUAAAUUACCAUUCUGCAAAAA